Messenger RNA from Colossoma macropomum (tambaqui), 3120 nucleotides. Its product is annotated as extracellular calcium-sensing receptor-like. Bases 470 to 3040 code for a protein of 856 amino acids. Gene Ontology annotation, cellular component: membrane. Gene Ontology annotation, biological process: G protein-coupled receptor signaling pathway. NCBI's taxonomy places the organism in Eukaryota, Metazoa, Chordata, Actinopteri, Characiformes, Serrasalmidae. The record is from RefSeq and is a predicted model, not a curated record. The transcript has 6 exons. Gene Ontology annotation, molecular function: G protein-coupled receptor activity.
AGCCAUGUUGUUUUGCACAAACUUUACCUCAUGAUUAUCAGUGGCUCAUAAUUGCUUACUUCAUAAUUUCAUAUUUUUCUGUUUAGGUGUUAUCUUAAAAAGGUAUUUCUUUGUUUGUUGUGUGUAAUGUCCAUUAGCCAUAUAUAAUGUGUACUUUGAAAUAUUGUGAUAAUAGCACAUGGUUAAACAGUGGUGCCAGACUUAAUAAAGCUGAAUAAAACAAAGAGAAAAGCACAAAAAUUCAAAGUCUGUUUAGUCUAGUCUGGUUAAUUAUGCCCCUGUUUUGCGUUAAUGACCCUAAGGGCAUAUUUCCUGGAAAUGAUGAGGCCUGUAGGUACGUUAGCUCAGCCUCAAUUACACCAUUCAAAACACCUCCUGAGUCUGCGCUCACACCCACAGGGCAUCAAAACAAGGUGGCUAUUUAAAGGAAUACCUGGCCUUCAGAGGGCUGGGCACUACUGAGCAUACCAUGCAGCUCGCUUCAACUUUAAUGAUGUUUGUAUUAUUGCUGUGGAUAAUUGGACAAGCAGCAUGUAAAGCUAAUCCAGUCAGAUGUAGACUGUGGGCUGAGCCUCAGAUGCCUGGUCUUUAUAUGAAUGGAGAUUUUGUGACUGGGGGGAUUUUCGCCAUUCAUUACAACCUGAGAUCAGAGCAGAACAUCUACACCAAACCGCCACUACAGCCACAGUGCUCUGGCAGUAUCGAUUUCAUCCAACUGCACUUCGCCCGUGCCAUGGAGUUCACCAUCCACGAGAUCAACAACAGAACAGAUCUCCUGCCGGGAAUCACGUUAGGCUACCAGAUCCACGACUCGUGCGCUGCAGUGCUGAUGGCUGUUAAAGUUGCAUUUCAGUUUGUAAACGGCAUGGAACCAUUUUUCAACGACACUGAUUCCUGUUCAAAAUCUGCAGCCGCCGCUGUUCCUGCUGUGGUGGGAGAGUCUAAUUCCUCCCCCUCAAUGAGCAUGACCAGAAUGCUGGGUCUUUUUGGAAUUCCACAGGUGAGUUACUACGCAACCUGCGCAUGUCUGAGCGAUAAGCGGCAGUAUCCUGCCUUCCUCAGGACCGUGCCUAGUGACCACCACCAAGCGGCCGCACUAGCAAAAAUAGUCAAGCAUUUUGGCUGGACAUGGAUUGGGGCAGUGCGGAGCGACACAGACUAUGGAAAUUAUGGAAUGGCGUCGUUUCUAAAGGCUGCGCAGGAGGAGGGCAUCUGUGUGGAGUACUCCGAGGUGUUUUACAGAACAGAUCCGCGCAGUAAACUGGAGAGAGUGGCAAACGUCAUCCGCAGAUCAACAGCCCGGGUAAUAGUAGCGUUUCUUGCCUCAGGCGAAAUGAGAGUUCUCUUAGAAGAACUUGCAAGACAGCCGCCGCCUCCCCUUCAGUGGAUCGGCAGUGAAGCGUGGAUCAUAGAUCCAGAGUUUCGAAAAUAUAACAUGUGCGCUGGGGCGAUAGGAUUUGGGUUCCCCCGCUCAGUGAUUCCAGGUCUUCGUGAGUUUCUUCUGGAUCUCUCUCCAGAACAAGCACUGAAAUCGCCUCUGCUAACGGAGUUUUGGGAGAGCUCGUUUAUCUGUAGCCUGAAAGGCUCCUCAGAGGGCGCGCGGGAAUGUGACGGCAGCGAGGAUAUCCGUGCGCUGCAGAACCCAUAUGUUGACACCUCCCAGCUGCGCAUGACUAACCUGGUGUACAAAGCUACGUAUGCCAUAGCGAAUGCCAUCCACGGUGUUAUCUGUAAUGACACGCAGUGUGACAAGAGCGCUAAAUUCACACCAUGGCAGAUACUCGACCAGCUCAAGAGAGUGAACUUCACUACAAAGAAUGGUUUUCAGGUCAUGUUUGACCCCAACGGUGAUCCUAUAGCCGUCUAUGAGCUCAUAAACUGGCAGGUUAACCUAGAUGACUCAAUAGAUUUUGUCACAGUUGGUCAUUAUGACUCAUCCAAACCAAGAGGUCAAGAAUUCAGUAUGAGCAGGGCUAUCAGCUGGCUGGGGGGACAGACCGAGGUGCCAAGGUCUGUGUGCAGUGAGAGCUGUCCUCCAGGAACCAGGAAGGCUGUGCAGAAAGGAAAGCCAGUCUGCUGCUAUGACUGUAUACCAUGUACAGAAGGAGAGAUCAGUAACAAGACAGACUCUUUGAACUGUGCGCACUGUCCUCCUGAAUUCUGGCCCAAUGCCCAGCAAAACAGAUGCCUCCCCAAGCCUGUGGAGUUCCUGUCCUGGGACGACACUCUGAGCAUCAUCCUGACAGUGUUCUCCAUCACUGGGGCUUUCAUAUCUGUAUGUGUGGCUGCUGUCUUCUACAAACAUAGAGCUUCUCCAAUCGUCCGAGCCAACAACUCUGAGCUGAGCUUCCUGCUGCUCUUCUCAUUGGCUCUGUGUUUCCUCUGUUCACUCACUUUCAUUGGUCAGCCCUCUGAGUGGUCCUGUAUGCUGCGCCACACAACGUUUGGGAUCACCUUCGUCCUCUGCAUCUCCUGUGUUCUUGGGAAAACAAUAGUGGUGUUAAUGGCCUUCAGAGCUACACUUCCAGGCAGUGAUGUCAUGAAAUGGUUUGGGCCUCCACAGCAGAGACUCAGUGUUCUUGCUUUCACUCUCAUACAGGUCCUUAUUUGUGUGCUUUGGUUGACAAUAUCUCCUCCUUUUCCCUUCAAAAAUCUAAAAUACUACAAGGAAAAGAUUAUCUUAGAAUGUGAAUUAGGUUCAGCUAUAGGUUUCUGGGCUGUGCUGGGUUAUAUAGGAUUUCUGGCUCUUUUGUGUUUUAUUUUGGCUUUUCUAGCACGGAAGCUGCCUGAUAAAUUUAAUGAGGCCAAGUUCAUCACAUUCAGCAUGCUCAUAUUCUGUGCAGUGUGGAUCACCUUUAUCCCAGCUUAUGUCAGCUCUCCUGGAAAGUUCACUGUAGCUGUAGAGAUAUUUGCUAUUCUGGCCUCAAGUUUUGGUUUGAUUACUUGUAUUUUUGUUCCCAAGUGUUUCAUAAUCAUGUUUAGGCCAGAGAAGAAUACCAAGAAACACCUUAUGGGUAAAGUACCCUCCAAGUCUCUUUGAGACCGUUACACAAAUUGUACAUGUCACAUUAUGGCUUAGCACCUUAUAUAAAAUGUGCUUUUUAUAUGUACAUAACUUCA